CCGCCCCGCCCGCCCCGGCCGGAGCCGCGCCGCCGCCUCGACCCCCGCGGCCGGUCGGUCAAGAUGGCGCUGGCGGCUGCGAGACGCGUCCCCGUGAGCUCCCUGCUCCGCGCCGGGGCCGGGCUCGGGCGCACGGCGGCCGGCGGCGUGGUCGGCGCGCGGAGCUUCGCGAACCACCGGGUGCUGGUGGAGCCGGGCGCGGCCUCAGGGGUCGCUGUAAUGAAGUUCAAAAACCCCCCAGUGAACAGCCUGAGCCUGGAGCUCCUCACAGAGCUUGUCAUCAGCCUGGAGAAGCUGGAGAACGACAAGUCCUUCCGUGGUGUCAUCCUGACUUCAGACCGCCCCGGCAUCUUCUCAGCUGGCCUGGACCUGAGGGAGAUGUGUGGCCGGAACCCAGCCCACUAUGCUGAGUACUGGAGAGCGGUGCAGGAGCUGUGGCUAAGGCUCUAUCUAUCCAACAUGGUGCUGAUCUCAGCCAUCAAUGGUGCCUCCCCUGCCGGAGGCUGCCUGAUGGCUCUCUGCUCAGACUACCGAGUCCUGGCUGACAACCCCAAGUACAACAUAGGACUGAAUGAGACCCUGUUGGGCAUCGUCGCCCCCUUCUGGUUCAAAGACACCUUAGUGAACACCAUCGGGCACCGAGAGGCAGAGCGCGCCCUGCAACUGGGGCUGCUCUUCUCCCCUGAGGACGCCCUGCAGGUGGGCAUGGUGGACCAGGUGGUGCCUGAGGACCAGGUGCAGAGCAAAGCACUCUCCGUGAUGACCCAGUGGCUGGCCAUUCCAGAACAUGCUCGACAGCUGACCAAGAACAUGAUGCGAAAAGCCACAGCAGAUCUCCUGAUCAAACAGCGUGAGGCCGACAUCCAGAACUUUGUCAGCUUCAUCUCCAAAGACUCCAUCCAGAAGUCUCUACACAUAUACUUAGAAAAGCUCAAGCAAAAGAAAGGCUAAGGGUUAGUCACCAUGUAGGUUUUCAAGCCAGCCACACGCGCCCUCUGGGGGCUGCCCAAGGUCCCAAGGGGAGUUUAAGCAAGGUAUUUUUCAACUUACAGAGCCCUCUCACUUUGUUUCCUGACUGUUUUAGAUGGAAGGCCCCACCACCUUCCCACCUGGUGGGGCAAUGUUUGGAUUUUGGAAAUGAGUGGCAGGAGGGCACUGUAUAUGGUCCCAAAGCAGAAUUGUAAAUAAAGCCCUUUGACCUAUCCUA
This is a messenger RNA of Perognathus longimembris pacificus (Pacific pocket mouse), 1207 nucleotides long. It is a transcript of the gene Eci1, whose product is annotated as enoyl-CoA delta isomerase 1. Gene Ontology annotation, biological process: fatty acid beta-oxidation. Bases 64 to 951 code for a protein of 295 amino acids. Lineage: Eukaryota; Metazoa; Chordata; Mammalia; Rodentia; Heteromyidae. Gene Ontology annotation, molecular function: enoyl-CoA hydratase activity. The record is from RefSeq and is a predicted model, not a curated record. The transcript has 7 exons. Gene Ontology annotation, cellular component: mitochondrion.